Messenger RNA from Lineus longissimus, 1068 nucleotides. RefSeq names its product testis-specific serine/threonine-protein kinase 3-like. Gene Ontology annotation, cellular component: cytoplasm. NCBI's taxonomy places the organism in Eukaryota, Metazoa, Nemertea, Pilidiophora, Heteronemertea, Lineidae. The coding region runs from base 1 to 1068 and encodes 355 amino acids. Gene Ontology annotation, molecular function: protein serine/threonine kinase activity; ATP binding. Gene Ontology annotation, biological process: protein phosphorylation; intracellular signal transduction. The transcript is spliced from 6 exons. The record is from RefSeq and is a predicted model, not a curated record.
AUGGCAGCAUUGGCGUGCUAUGACAAGGCCGCACUCACACCUUCUGCAUAUAAGGCGAAGAUCAUCUCCGUAGCGGCCGGACCUUUGGUGCUCAAGCGAAAAAAUCACAGUUGGCGGCCCGUGAGAGAGAACGCCCCGCUUGAAAAGUUUGGCUACAUUCUUGGCGAAAGGAUCGGCGAAGGACCUUACUCUAAGAUCCAACUUGCCUACAACCCAAAAGAAGAAGAACACGCGGCCGUUAAGGUUAUCACGAAGGAUAAGAUACCCAGGAAAAUAUUUGAAAAGUUUAUCAAGAGGGAAAUUUAUAUUAUGCAGCAAUUUCAACAUCCUCAUAUUAUUGGUGUGAACGAAGUAGUGGAGUCAAAAAACCACAUCUACAUCGUCAUGGAAUACGCUCAAAAUGGCGACCUUCUCCAAUAUGUAAACCAGGCCGGUGUCCUGCCGGAAGCAGAAGCCAGGAGGUUGUUCCGGCAGAUCAUUGCCGCAGUAAAAGUUUUACACGAGGCAAAGGUUGUACACAGAGAUAUCAAACUAGAUAAUAUUUUACUGGAUGAGGAUAACAAUGUGAAAUUAGCAGAUUUCGGCUUUGCCCGCCUCCAAUACUCUUACGAGCUCAGCAAGACGUUCUGUGGAUCGUACGCGUACGCCGCCCCCGAGAUCCUAGACGGUGAAGACUAUGACGGCAAGCUUGCUGACGUGUGGUCUUUGGGCGUUUGCCUAUAUGGGAUGCUGCACGGAAGGGUACCAUUCCACGAAGAAGACGUCGACAUCCUUCGCCAGUCCAUGGACGGGGAGAUCCAUUUCAAUGCUGGUGUAACAAAAGAAUGUUCUGAUCUAAUCCGCUCGAUGUUAAGAGUCGACAGAUCACAGAGGGUGAGCCUGGCGGACAUCGUAGCUUCCCCGUGGAUGACCAUGCCCCUCGUGACCAUACCCGAGGACGACGACCACGACGAUGACCUCGACUCCACGUGGAGCAUCAUCUCUCGGCGUGAACCAUCGGAGGCUAGCGGGAGCGUUAGUAACUCAACGGUUUCCAGCCAAGGUGUCAGGAUUGUUGAAGUCAACUGA